CUUCUACUACAAAACAAUCUCACGUCACUAUCAAUUCAAUGAAAUCCAGACAUUGAAGAUAAAGUUGUAAUAGUAAGAGAAUGAAUCGUCAGUAAAGGAUUGAUUUUUCAGUAAAGGAUUGAUUUUUCAGAACAAAACAAUGAUGAGCUCACAAUUCGAAUUGGUGCAGGCCACAACAGUUCCUCAAAUCCCUAAUUCCCCAAAUUCGUCGUCUCACCAUCGUCACGUUCUCUCCCAGAGAAUUUACAUUCCUGCUAACGUCUACGAACACCCUGCGGCACUUCUUCUAGAGAGAUGUUCUUCUCUGAGAGACCUCCGUCACAUUCUUCCUCUCGUCUUCAAGAAUGGUCUUUAUCAGGAGCACCUUUUCCAGACGAAGCUUGUUAGCUUGUUUUGUCGUUACGGCAGCGUCGUUGAGGCUGCUCGUGUUUUUGAACCCAUUGAUGAUAAGCUCGAUGUUCUGUAUCACACUAUGCUUAAAGGGUAUGCUAAAGUCUCGGACUUGGAUAAAGCUUUGAAUUUUUUUGUUCGGAUGAGGUACGAUGACGUUGACCUUGUUGUGUAUAACUUCACGUAUCUUCUGAAAGUUUGCGGAGGCGAGGCAGAGCUUAGGGUUGGAAAAGAAAUUCAUGGGUUGUUGGUGAAGAGUGGGUUCUCGCUGGAUUUAUUUGCCAUGGCUGGACUUGAGAAUAUGUAUGUAAAGUGUAGGCAGGUACAUGAGGCCCGUAAGGUGUUUGAUAGAAUGCCUGAGAGAGAUUUGGUUUCUUGGAAUACAAUGGUGGCUGGGUACUCACAGAAUGGGAUGGCGAGGAUGGCUUUGGAAAUGGUUAAUCGAAUGUGUCAGGAGAAUCUGAAGCCUAGUUUUAUCACUGUUGUCUCUGUUUUGCCUGCUGUUUCUGCUUUGGGGUCGAUGAGUAUUGGUAAGGAGAUUCAUGGGUAUGCCUUGCGGUGUGGAUUUGAUUCUCUUGUCAAUAUCUCCACCGCUUUGGUUGAUAUGUACGCAAAAUGUGGUUCUCUGGAAACUGCUCGACAGCUCUUUGAUGGGAUGUUGGAAAGGAAUGUUGUUUCAUGGAAUUCAAUGAUUGAUGCGUAUGUGCAGAAUGAGAAUCCUAAAGAGGCACUGGUAAUUUUUCAGAGGAUGUUGGACGAAGGAGUGAAACCCACUGAUGUGUCUGUCAUGGGUGCUUUGCAUGCUUGUGCUGACCUGGGGGAUCUUGAGAGAGGAAGAUUCAUUCAUAAGUUACUGGUUGAGUUGGAUCUUGAUAGAAAUGUUUCGGUAGUGAACUCGUUGAUCUCCAUGUAUUGCAAGUGCAAGGAAGUUGAUACUGCAGCUUCUAUAUUUGGGAAAUUACAGACCAGAACCCUUGUAUCUUGGAACGCAAUGAUCUUAGGAUUUGCACAGAACGGACGUCCCAUCGAAGCAUUAAAUUACUUCAGCCAGAUGCAGGCUUGGACAGUGAAACCAGAUACGUUUACUUACGUGAGUGUAAUAACUGCUCUUGCAGAGCUGUCAGUUACACAUCAGGCCAAGUGGAUACAUGGUGUUGUUAUGCGAAGUUGUCUGGACAAGAACGUGUUUGUCACUACGGCUCUAGUCGACAUGUAUGCGAAGUGUGGAGCAAUUUUGACUUCUAGAAAGAUUUUCGCCAAGAUGAGCGAGCGUCACGUGACAACAUGGAAUGCUAUGAUAGAUGGAUAUGGGACGCAUGGUAACGGGAAAGCUGCUCUGGAGUUGUUUGAAGAAAUGCGAGAAGGCAACAUCAAACCAAAUGGUGUCACAUUUCUUUCUGUUAUUUCUGCUUGCAGCCACUCGGGUUUGGUGGAGACAGGACUCCAGUGCUUCCACAUGAUGAAGGAAAACUACGGCAUAGAACCGUCAAUGGACCACUAUGGAGCUAUUGUCGAUCUUCUAGGCCGAGCUGGACGGUUGAAGGAAGCAUGGGACUUUAUUAUGCAGAUGCCCGUUAAGCCGGCUGUCAAUGUAUAUGGUGCCAUGUUAGGUGCUUGCCAGAUUCAUAAAAAUGUGAAUUUCGCUGAGAAAGCAGCAGAGAGACUGUUUGAGUUGAACCCGGAUGAUGGUGGGUAUCAUGUGCUUCUUGCAAACAUAUAUCGUGCAGCUUCAAUGUGGGAAAAGGUGGGAAAAGUGAGAGUUUCAAUGUCGAGACAGGGUUUGCGCAAAACUCCUGGAUGGAGUAUGGUGGAGAUAAAGAAUGAGGUGCAUAGCUUCUUCUCAGGAAGCACAGCUCAUCCCAGUUCCAAGAAGAUAUAUGCUUUUCUUGAGAAGCUGAUGUGCAAGAUCAAGGAAGCUGGUUAUGUUCCUGACACAAAUUUAAUCCUCGGCGUGGAAGAUGAGGUUAAAGAGCAGUUGCUGAGUAGCCACAGCGAGAAGCUGGCUAUUUCUUUUGGACUCCUGAAUACAACAGCUGGUGCAACUAUUCAUGUUAGAAAGAAUCUGCGGGUCUGUGCUGACUGUCACACUGCUACAAAAUACAUUUCCCUUGUGACCGGACGGGAAAUUGUAGUACGAGACAUGCAACGGUUUCACCAUUUCAAGAACGGUGUCUGUUCAUGCGGAGAUUACUGGUGAGAUGACCUCCACCCAAAACAUUGAUGACCUAGUCUGAAGUAGAAGCCCUCAUAGAGAGCUACAAUUUGUUGUAUUAUAAAACAAGAUGAAAGCUGAUCACGAAUGAUGAUAUCUUCGCUGUAGAUAUAUGAGCAAAGUCUCGUUUGGAAUCCAGGCAAUUUAUUCAUUUUUGCCAACUCUGUUUUUCCUUUCUUUCCCAUUACAUGUGAAGCUGAAAAGUGUUUGUUGUGGAAUUGGUAGCGAAAAAGUCUUCUUUCUGUUUAGACUAUAGGCUACAGAGAGUCAAACAAAGGCUUCUGUUGGACAUGGACAGGGACACAGGGUUGAUGUAAAAUGAAGUUUUAUAUUAGAAUAAGUAUAUCCAUUU
Messenger RNA from Camelina sativa (false flax), 2954 nucleotides. The record is from RefSeq and is a predicted model, not a curated record. NCBI's taxonomy places the organism in Eukaryota, Viridiplantae, Streptophyta, Magnoliopsida, Brassicales, Brassicaceae.